AUGCCCGCGCAACUUCACUAUCGUUCUCCUAAGAGCGAAGCAAGCCCAGACUCGGUCGGCCCAGUGUACAAGUCGUCUUCGAUAUCCUCUCCUGAAGAUCAAAGCCUGUCGUCCAAGUCAAAUUGUCGCAAACGAAAAUCGUCGGCCGAGAUUGACGAUGACGACGACGACGAGCUGGAGGGUCAUCAACCCGUCAAAAAGACAGCUCAUAAUAUGAUCGAGAAGAGAUACCGCACCAAUCUCAACGAUAAAAUCGCAGCUCUUCGAGAUAGCGUGCCAAGUUUACGCAUCAUGUCGAAGAGUGCGAGAGGAGAGGAUACGACGGGAGAUAGGGAGGAACUACACGGCUUAACGCCAGCACAUAAACUAAAUAAAGCAACGGUUCUAAGCAAGGCUACUGAGUAUAUCCGGCAUCUAGAGAAGAGGAACAUACGCCUCAUCGACGAAAAUUCGGCCAUGCAGCAACGAAUAGCGGCCUUCGAAAAGCUUUUUAUGGCGGGUGCGAUGAACGGCACAAUGAGUCCUUUGCAACAAGGCCCUCCGUCCACACCUAUACAGUCUACGCCAAUACAAUACUCACAAGAGCCCAAUGGUUUCGCGAACUCGACGAUGGGCACGCCUGGCCGGUCCGAUCCCCAGGGGAUGAUCCAAGUACCGGAUGACAUGAAGCGAAUUCUGGCUGCCCAGUUAUCGGCAAGUCAGCCCUAUUCAGUUCCCCAACAACCUUACGGAGGUAGCCCUGCUCUACUACGUCAACAACAGAUCCAACAACAGCAGCAUCAUAUACAGGCCAGGGGUUGGCAAAAUGCCGGUCCUUACUUCGGCAAGUUGAUGGUCGGCUCCCUAGCUGGAUUAAUGCUUCUAGAGUCGGUGCGGGAGAAUGAACAGAGCAACGAGACACCUGAGGGUCGCGGCCUUUUCGCCCUUCCUGUACAGCUCCUCAGAUUUAUCAUAUCAUCGCUGAGCAUAAAUUUCAUGGGAUACCACGUGCAGAGCGCACAAGUAUUAUACUCGUUCAAGAUCGUGCUGCUGCUUUGCAGUAUAUGGUGGGCCGUUGUUCUUUCACUUGCGGAACGUAGGGCUCAAAGCAUGGAGGGCUCUAAAGAACAAAAAACUGCGUCCUUAAGAGCAGUGCCGUCCUUGGCGUCACCCAUUCAUGUACGUCGCCAGGCCUGGCUCACAGCCAUACAAACAGUCUGGGUUCCCCGUCACAACUUCUUCCUUGAGGCUGCUGCGCUUUGUCUGAAAACCCUAAAAUUGAGUCUACGGAAUUCUAUUGGGAUCAACGGCUAUCAAUCCAUAACCGGCCUCACCCAAGAUCAGGAAAUUGCCCGUGUCAAGGCAUGGACAAUCGCUCUAGAUGCCCAGCUAGCCGGGGGAGAUGUCGAAAUCAGUAAGAGCCGAUUAACGUUGACUUUGCUCGCUUCGGGGACUCUCCCCGCCACUCCACAGCGACUAAUGCUCAAAGCACUUCACAUUCGUGUCCUCUUAUGGGAAGUUGGUCUUUCUGGUAUUCAACUUGGCAUAUUUGAUACAUUUGCCUCCAAGUUGGCCAGGGCGAAGUGGAAUGAGGCCAAACAACUUCAUAGACUCCUCACACAGCUCCGUCGUGGUGGACACGAACAAUCAGAUGAUGAGCUACCCGACCAUCUAGCUGCCUUGCUUGAACAAGACUGUGACGUUGUCUUAAACCCAAGCAUUGUCCAGAGAGCCCACAAUCUUGCUUGGAACCGUCGGACUGAGUACAAUGCGAUCGGCAUUACCGAUGGUAUGGACACGGUAGUGGAUGAUUUGGCAGUCCGAUCACCUAUGGACGCAGUUGCGGCUUGGUGGUCGAAUAUGAUGUUACAAGGUGCUCUUACGAACAGUCUACUUAUCCGAGAGGAUGAUGAGGCGGACAAGACUCAGCAAGUCGAAGAUGAUGUGUCUUUAGCCAUCAGGACCGCCCCCAUCGGAUCAAUCGCCCAAAAUCGUGCUCUAGUUGCACGAGCACUCUUAUUCGAGGAGAAACGCAACAUGAAUAUCAUGGCCGCUUUGCAAGCUAUUGGACCUGUCACACCGGUCCUCUCAUCCAACGGCUCUGCGGGUAGUUCUGGUCGCGGAACACCUUCUACCCCAUCCAUCCCGUCGACCCCAAUCAAGGAUCUGCCACCUUCACUCAUUAUGACGACCGAAAUGCGGACCUCCCUCCUUUGUGCAAUGGCCAUUGCACAUCUUCAAAAGUUUUCUCCUCCCGAGGAACCGGUUGGUAUCUAUGGUGUAAUCGAUCAGAUUCACCCUCUCAGCGACAUGGGAUUGCUUGGCUACACCGCCACCUUCAAAUUGAUGGACAGAUUAGCUAGCCACGAGUUUGCCGCCGAGGCAUGCGCAGAUACACUUGAACGACUUUCCGGUACACUACGGAUUUGGACCGGCAAGGAUUGUGGGCUUGAGCCAGAAAUCAGGCACCAAAUGGUCGAACGAUGUCUGGUGGUAACUCGUGGCGUUGUAGGCAUGGGUAUUGACACUGACACUGGCUAUGAAAGUAUCUCAGUGAGCGAGAGUGAAACCGAGCAUGACAGAUCGGCCAGCCCUGAACUCGUAAUGGAACCAAAAUCCUCUAUCACCAGCCCAGGCGUCGCCUAA
Hypoxylon fragiforme is the source of this 2625-nucleotide messenger RNA. RefSeq lists its product as uncharacterized. The record is from RefSeq and is a predicted model, not a curated record. Gene Ontology annotation, biological process: SREBP signaling pathway; positive regulation of transcription by RNA polymerase II. NCBI's taxonomy places the organism in Eukaryota, Fungi, Ascomycota, Sordariomycetes, Xylariales, Hypoxylaceae. Gene Ontology annotation, molecular function: protein dimerization activity. The transcript has 3 exons. The coding region runs from base 1 to 2625 and encodes 874 amino acids.